Messenger RNA from Botrytis porri, 5454 nucleotides. RefSeq lists its product as uncharacterized. NCBI's taxonomy places the organism in Eukaryota, Fungi, Ascomycota, Leotiomycetes, Helotiales, Sclerotiniaceae. The coding region runs from base 1 to 5454 and encodes 1817 amino acids. Gene Ontology annotation, molecular function: ATP binding; nucleic acid binding. The transcript has 7 exons. The record is from RefSeq and is a predicted model, not a curated record. Gene Ontology annotation, cellular component: cytoplasm.
AUGGCGACUUCCGAUGGGGUUGCGGUGGAGGUGCACGGGACAACUCAGCUUCCAAAUUCUAUUUUGAGUUGGUACGAUGAGACUCGUCCUAUGUGGAUUGAUCUCGUCGGGGAUUAUGCUGGAAAAGAGUUGUUUCUUCUGGAGGGAGAUUCUCUAUUGAGAGAAUGUUUCGCAGAUGAGAGGAUUGAUUUCCAAGAUGGAUUUCAAUUGCUUCAUGCCGUAUAUGUCGUGGAACGAUUCCUUGAGAAUUUAGUCAAGAGACAUUGCAACUUCCACGUUGCGUUCUUCGAAGAGAAUCGGCAAUUAUGUGUACCAUCAGGAGUGAAAUCCACACACCGAGCUCGGUAUCUCCUCGCCCGAACAGCAAUUCGACAGCAUUUACACCACAGAUUACCAUUGUCACAUCCAGAGAUUGUGGUCAAUACUUUCCCUUCCUUAGAGAGUGAAGAAUUCUCCUAUUAUCUUCGUGUUACACCAAUCCACUUUGUCAUGUCGCACGAUGGGGCUGCCACAGCAAAGCAACCUCUCUCAUCGAAAGAAGAAAAGACCAUCCUUCGAGGACUGAUAUGGUUUUUCAAUUCCCACAGGCUCAAUAUUGCCCUCAUUAAUCGCAUAGAGUUCAGAGAUUCAAAGGUUUUCACCAUGAUUGUGGAAAGCAUGACUGUCUCAAGCCAACGCAAGCUGCUUAUUAGUUCUAAGUUUACCACAGACAUUGAAGAAGCUCGUGUGAAGUUUGCCAAAGAUCCGCAAGCCGAUAACUCUCGUGGAAUGCCGUCCAUUGACGACGAAAUCACCCAAAAGUUGUCUACUGCGUCGGCAAAGAUUCGCUUGAGUGAAAGAUCAUGCGUUUCUGUUUUUUCUGCUUCUCAUAUUCUGAAAGAAAACACAUCCGAUAUAUUUUUCGCUUCUGCCCUCAUUUUACAUAGCGUUAUGCUUAAUCAAAUUCCUCUUUCAAAGCGUCGAUUUCCAUCUGUUGUAUUCGACAAUGACUUCGAAGAAGAAAUUACUAGUUUCUUGUCUUCAUUUGCAGAUGUUGCUCAGUGUAUUCAAAACAACCCGACAUGGAGCAAAUUUGUUGAAACUAAUGAAAUUAUAAGAGAUUCUCAUGAUCUCGUCGAUGGCCGAUUAUUUCGCGUCGUCAUCCAAGCUAUGUGCAACGAAUCAUUAGACCCCUUUCCUCAAUCAAUUCAAGAUGAAUGGCUUGUGCUUUGCAAUUUGACCAAGGAGCUUUCAAGUCAAGAACUUUCCUUGGACAAAAGCAUUGAUUUAUCCUCAGUCAAAGUUACCCCGUGCGAAGAUUCCGACUCAAGCUCGGAUGAUCUUACAGUUUUACCCUUCACUAAUACUGUCUUCAACAAGCAUUUGGAGUGUAUUCAUGUUCAAACAGGUUCAUCUCUAUCUGCACAGUUUGGUACCAUGAAGCUUUACAGGGAGACAAGUCAUUGGCAUAAUCACAAGAAGCCUCUCAUUACAAAAGCUCCUGUGGCACAGAAAGUGUCCAAAUGGCGUAAUCCCCUUCGAACAAAUCAAUUCUAUAUGAGUGAAAUGACCUCGUACGCCGCGAGUUUAACAGGAGCAAAGGGAAAAGCACUUGAACCGGAGACAAUCGUGGUGGGACCCAAGCAACUGGUCAAAGUCGCUGAGGAGAAACCAUCAAAGACGAGUAAAGCCGAAAAGCCAGCACCUAAAUCGAAGAAAGAAGCCCCAACUGAUAACAAAAAACCUGCAGCCAAUGCUAAGAAAGGUACUAAAAAAGGUGGUGGGCUUUCAGCUGCUGAUCAGAUCCGUGCUGCAAAUCUGGAAAAGAAAGGAGACACGGAGACUGAUAAAGCUUUCCUUGCGUGGUCUAUGAUUAUGAAGGAUCUUGAUUUGACCUCGAACGAUGAGAAUCGCUAUCUCAGGGCCAAACAAUAUCUUAACAAUCUCGACAAUGCCAGAACAAAAAUUCUUGAAGGAGAUAUCAACACCUUUAUCCUCCAAUGCCUACUAUCUUGGUGGGCAGGGUACUGUAAGCAAAACAAGAAAAUUGAUGGCUACCAUGUAGUCGCAUUGAUUUGGACUACUGUAAGAUCUAUAUGCACUACCAAUGCAUCUAUCACAAAAGAGAUCAUUCAGCAUGUCGAAAAGAUAUGCAAAUUGAUUGGUAUUUCAGACGCUUUCUCGUCGCCGAAAGUCCUUGGUGCUGAUCGAAAGCUAUCUUUUGCCUUCAAGUAUCCUCCUCCGACUUUGUCCUUGAAAAUUGAUAUUUCUCAAUCGGAAUUUCAGCUGGAACAUUGCGGUCCUUACAUGGACAGAAUGCUUGAUGCAAAGCCAGAUCCCCGUGUUUCUAGCUUCGUUCCUGAUGGUUGGCAAAGAGAUGUGCUCGAUCAGUUAGAUGCCAAUAAGAGUGUAUUCGUAGUGGCGCCAACUUCUGCUGGUAAAACUUUCAUCAGUUUCUACGCCAUGGAACAAAUCCUACGAGCUGAUAAUGAUGGAGUUCUGGUUUAUGUUGCACCAACAAAGGCACUUGUCAAUCAGAUUGCAGCUGAAGUCCAGGGUCGAUUCUCCAAGAGAUUUCCUCAAGCAGGUAAAGGAGUGUGGGCUAUUCACACUAGAGAUUAUCGUGUGAACAAUUCUACAGGUUGUCAAAUUCUCGUCACUGUACCCCAUAUUCUUCAGAUUAUGCUUCUAUCACCGACGAAUGCGAAGUCAUGGGCACCAAGAGUGAAACGUAUUAUUUUCGAUGAAAUUCAUUCUAUUGGACAAUCUGAAGAUGGUGUGGUAUGGGAGCAACUCUUGUUAUUAUCACCAUGCCCAAUCAUUGCUCUUUCUGCAACUGUGGGCAAUCCUGAGCAAUUUGCGGAUUGGCUGGGAGAAACUCAAAAGGCAAAUGGAUCCGAACUAAAAAUGAUCAAACACUCAACCAGAUACUCCGAUUUACGAAAGUUCAUGUACGAGCCACCUAAGAAAUUCGACUUCGAAGGUCUUGGAGACUCAUUCGGUCUAGGUUUAGGUCUGGAUGGUCUACAAGGCUUCGAAUCCUUUCACCCUGUGUCUAGUUUGGUUGACCCUUCAAGAGGAAUGCCUGAAGAUCUUGCACUUGAACCUAGAGAUUGCUUAUCGCUAUGGAAGGCCAUGGUCAAACAUCAAAGCAAGGAGUACAGCGUUUCCGAAUCAUUAAAUCCUGAAAAGGCAUUGCCAUCCUGCAUUCGAAAAGCAGAUAUUUUUGCAUGGGAAAAGAAUCUCAAGAAAGUGUUGCUUCAAUGGAUGGCAGAGUGUCAAUCACAAUUUGCCAAUGUGGUAAAGGAACUGACUCCAGAAAAUGUUGAGACCAAGAACGAUAUUUCAAUUGACAGCACCUCUGAUUCUGCGACUGAGCCCAUUGAUCCGUUGGAUCUACAAGCUACAACCCUGCCAUUACUUUAUCAAUUGCACAAGCGUCGUGCUCUACCAGCUAUUUUGUUCAAUUAUAACCGAUCUGCUUGUGAGAGCAUUUCGAACACUCUAUUGAACCAGCUAGUUCAAUCCGAAGAACAAUGGAAGAAGGGAUCAGCUUGGAAAAAGUUGAUGGACGGCUAUGGAAAGUACCAGGAAACGAAGGCAAAGAAAGGACGUAAACCGGUCAAACCAUCGAAGAAGUCUACCCAAGAUGACGAAGGCGGGUCAAAGAUGGACCGAAUGCGUGAGGAUGCAACAGAUGGAUCUUCUUUCUACGAUCUAUUCGAUCCAACAGCCCCCCAGGCCGAUUUCUCAUUUGCUGAUCCAAAGCGUCUGCAAAAAGAAGAACUCGAUGGUUUCAUCCGACAACUUCGUCGCAAGGAGAUCAGAGAAGAUUUGAUCGAUUUGCUGAGGAGAGGUAUUGGUGUGCAUCAUGCUGGUAUGAAUCGAAAAUACCGACAAUGUGUGGAAAUGUUGUUCCGUAAAGGUUUCUUGAAAGUUGUCAUUGCAACUGGUACACUUAGUUUGGGUAUCAAUAUGCCAUGUGCUACUGUUGUAUUCUCUGGAGACUCUGUAUUCUUAACUGCCUUGAAUUUCCGUCAGGCUGCAGGUCGUUCAGGUCGUCGUGGUUUUGAUCUACUCGGUAACGUUGUGUUCCAGGGCGUCUCUAGAGAGCGAGCAAGUCGUCUUCUCAGUUCUCGACUUCCUGAGCUUACUGGUCACUUUCCAAUUACGACAACAUUGGUAUUACGAUUAUUCUCCCUCUUGAACGAUUCUAAGAACUCGCCAUAUGCUGUUAGAGCUAUCAACUCUCUUCUUUCUCAACCUAGACUGUAUCUUGGCGGUCAAAGUUUCAGAGAGCAAGUUCUUCACCAUUUAAGAUUUUCUAUCGAGUAUCUACGCAGAAACGCACUUCUUGGACCCGGCGGUGAACCGGUCAACUUUACUAGUUGUGUUUCGCAUCUUUACUUUACAGAAAAUUCAAGUUUUGCAUUCCAUGCUCUUCUCAACGGAAAAUACUUCCAUAAGCUCUGUGCAGAUAUUGAUACCAAUUCUGAUGAAGUACUACGUACAAUGGUUCUAGUAUUGAGUCAUCUAUUUGGUCGUAGAGUUGUUAGAGAAGUCGAUGAUCCCGAAGAGGCAGAGAAAAUUCAUCGUUCGCCAUCGAAUGUGUAUCUCGAACCCAUGCCAGAAGAUGCAGCUAACAUACUUCGCGGUCACAACAAGAGUACUUUAGAGGUCUUUUCGACAUAUGUAAAGACGUUCGCGGAGCAACACAUCACUGAAGACGAACAUGCUUUGCCAUUCACACAAAGUCCAGUCGGUCCAAACGAAACAAAGACGAAUGGAAACACGACCCUUAAUUUCCUCCCUUCUUUGCCUAGUCCUCAAGCCAGAUCACCAUUUGUAGCUCUAUCUGGUCUGGGUGACUAUUUUACUACCAUUGAAGAUCUUUGCAGCUCCACUCGCGAAGGCGUCUUCCUCGAAGCAGCUGUCAUUCCACAUCUAGAACUUCACCCUGAUGAAACCAGAUCACCUUUAAACUCAUAUCUUCUUGAUUUCUUCAAGCAUGGCUCUCUACAACCCCUCGAGGACGCCAAUGGUAUCCGCAGAUCAGACGUCUGGUUCGUACUCAAUGACUUCUCUAUGGUACUAGCUACAAUCGCCACAUCCCUCGCCUUACAUCUUGGUCUAUGUCAAGACACAGAUUCAGAACUUCUUGAUGUAAUGGGAGCAGGAGAUUCCGUUGAGAACGAGAAUGAUGAGAAAAUGGCCGAAGAUUCCAUUCCACAAGCUGUUUCUGGACCAGCCGGUGAAGUUCAACAAGCUCAGCCAGUUCGCAGAAAAAAGGUUGUCGAUGAUUGGGAUGCGGGUGAGGAUAGAUUGGCUGCUGAAGAGGAUUAUUUGGAGAAGGAAAAGGAGAGUGGUGCCGGUGUGACAGAUGAUGAAGAGUAUGAAAAGUUGAUGACUGUUUAUCGGGCGUUCAGGAAGUUGAAGACGGAAUUUGAUGAGAAGUUUAGAGCUAUUUGGGCUUAA